AUGUCUAACGGUACUUGGGCUUAUCCUAAAGUAAGACGUGAUGAAAGUGUUGUUGAAGAAUUACAUGGCAUCAAGGUCGCUGAUCCUUACCGUUGGUUAGAAGACCCCGAUUCCGAAGAGACAAAGUCGUUCGUGAAUUCCCAAAAUGCACUUACCUUCAAGUACCUCGAGUCAUUUCCUCAUCGUGAAAAAUUCCGUGAAUCUCUGACAAAAAUGUAUGAUUAUGAAAAACAUGGAACUCCUUUUAAAUAUGGAAAUAAUUAUUAUUACUUUUACAAUAGUGGCUUGCAACCUCAAUCAGUUUUGUAUCAAUUGAAGAAUUCAUUAGACGCUCCACGUGUAGAAUUCUUCAAUCCAAAUACUCUUGAAGCUGAUGGCACAGCAGCUCUUUAUACUUACCAAUUUUCUGAACAUGGAAAAUAUUUUGGCUAUGGAAUUUCAAAAUCUGGAAGUGACUGGCAAACUUUUUAUGUAAAGUCAACAUCAAAUGAUGAUGUUAACGAUCGAUUAGAUGAUGUUGUUGAAUGGGUUAAAUAUUUUGGUUUUGGCUGGACUCAUGAUGAGGCUGGAUUUCUUUACACUAGAUACCCUGAACCUAAUAGGAGUGGUGAUGAUAAAGGCACAGAAACUGACAAAAAUUUUAAUUCCAUGUUAUAUUAUCACAAAUUAGGAACUAAGCAAUCAGAAGAUAUUCUUAUUUAUAAGGAUCCUAAAAAUCCUGAACAUAUCUUUACUGCUGAGAUUAGCAGUGAUGGAAGAUAUGUGCUUAUAUAUGUAGCAAAAGAUUGUGAACCUGUUAACAAAUUAUGGUUAGUUGACUUGGAGAAAACUAAUAUGGAAAUUAAGAAUAAUUUUGAAAUUAUAAAAUUUAUUGAUAGUUUCGAAGCUCGAUAUUCUUAUAUAACUAAUAAAGGCACGACAUUUUAUUUUCAUACCAAUUCAAAUGCACCUCUCUAUAAGAUUGUGAAAUAUGAUUUAGAUAAACCUGAAAAGGGAUUUGUUGAUGUGAUUAAAGAACAUUCUACUGAUGUUUUAGUCUGCGCUUUAGUAGCCGAUAAAACUAAUCUUGUAAUUAUUUAUAUGCAUGACGUUAAGGAAAAAAUAUCAAUAUAUGAACUUUUAACAGGGAAAUUCAUUAAAGAUUUGCCUAUUCCAAUUGGAACUGUGAAUGGUAUUAAAGGAGAUGAAAAAAGAUCGGAAUUAUUUUUUAAAGUUGGAAGUUUCUUGAACCCGGGAAUAAUUUAUCGUUAUGAUUUUAGUAAUGACGGAUUUUCAAUUUAUAAAGAAACUCAAGUUCAAGGUUUGGAUAGUGAGAAAUUUGAAGCAAGACAAGUUUUUGUUGAGAGUAAGGAUAAGACUAAAAUACCCGCUUUUAUUAACUUGAAUUACAAUGGUAAUAAUCCUACAUUACUUUAUGGAUAUGGUGGUUUCAACAAAAGUAUUACACCAUCUUUCAGUGUUUCAUGGUUGAAUUUUAUUCAACAUUAUAGUGGUGUUAUAGUUGUGGCAAACAUUCGUGGUGGUAGUGAAUAUGGUGAAGAAUGGCAUCAAGGCGGAAUGUUACAUAAUAAACAGAAUUCGUUUGAUGAUUUUCAGUAUAUAGCUAAAUGGUUGAUUGAUAAUAAAAUCACCAAACCACAAAAACUGGCUAUAAAUGGAGGUUCUAAUGGUGGAUUAUUGAUUGGUGCAUGUGUAAAUCAGAAACCUGAACUUUUUGGUGCAGCAGUAGCUGACGUUGGAUUAAUGGAUAUGUUACGAUAUCAUAAAUUUACAAUUGGUUAUAGUUGGAAAAGUGAUUAUGGUGAUCCAGAUGUAAAAGAAGAUUUUGAAUAUUUGUACAAGGUACCGUUACAUUCUUAUAAAUUCAUUGCUGAAUUACAACACACUGCUAAAAAUAAUCCCAAACCUUUAAUGACUAGAAUUGACGCCGGGCAUGGUGCUGGUAAACCUACUCAAAAAAGAAUCGAUGAAUAUGUUGAUAAAUUCUCCUUUAUAGGUUUAUCACUCAAUCUUGAAUGGUUUCCUUGUUCAGAAGAAUUGCUUGUAACAGAAUCCAAAGAAAUUGCUGCAAGAGAUUUAGUAUGGAAAACGAACAGAUUUAUGGAGGCAAUAGAGGGUCAUGAUUUUUGUCUGAUUUCUUUUGCAAUCUUUGGUGAUGUUCGUGCCACAUUUACUAAUUAUAAUGAAUGUAGACAGUUUCUUGAGGAAACUUCAAGCAUCGAAAAUAGUAUAAACACAAUUCAAAGGAACGUUGAACGUAUUCAAGUAAUACAAACACGUAUUCUAGUGAGUACUUCGGCACAACUGGAAGAUGAUGGCGUUCAAGAGCGUGAAGAGCUUACGUUGAAUACAAAAAAACUUCUUUUUGAAACUAAAGAUUGGAUUAAAAAAAUUGAAUAUGAAAAUAUCAAAUUACCAAUAAAUGAUCCAAACAACAGCAUUAGAAAACAAAGGCUCGAGUUUCUCAAAGCAAAAUUCACAAAUGCACUUGAAAAUUUUCAUAGUGUUGAAGAUACUUAUAUGAGACAACGGAAAGAAAGAAUGACACGUCAAUACAGAGUUGUCAAUCCAGAAGCAUCUCAAGAUGAAAUUGACAAUUAUUUGAGCAAUCCAUCAUGUCAGCCGCUUUGUCUAAUUCGUACAAGUGAAGCUCGUGCAGUAUUUACAGAAGUUCAAAAACGACAUAAUGAUAUAAAACAGAUUGAAAAAACAGUUGAGGAAUUAGCAAUUUUGUUUCGUGAAGUGCAAUUACAAGUGGAGGAACAAGAUUCUAUGAUUUUAAAUGUAGAAGUACCUGUUGAAGAAUCUCUUGCGAAUACCAAACAAAGUGAAAUUUAUAUUGAAAAGGCACAUGAGAGUGCAGUCCAAGCAAGAGGAAAGACGUGGAUCUUUUUAGUGGUUAUGAUUAUAAUAGUUUCUAUAAUCUUAAUAACUAUAAUAGUACAAAUAUAUGGUAAAGUAAAUAGUACACAGAUUUCUGACGCAAGUCCUUCUGGCUUAUUACCUCCUGAUCCUUAA
This is a messenger RNA of Entrophospora candida, 3018 nucleotides long. The record is from the annotation of a GenBank genome assembly. NCBI's taxonomy places the organism in Eukaryota, Fungi, Glomeromycota, Glomeromycetes, Entrophosporales, Entrophosporaceae.